Trichoderma virens Gv29-8 is the source of this 1191-nucleotide messenger RNA. RefSeq lists its product as uncharacterized. The transcript has a single exon. The record is from RefSeq and is a predicted model, not a curated record. Lineage: Eukaryota; Fungi; Ascomycota; Sordariomycetes; Hypocreales; Hypocreaceae. The annotation marks the transcript as partial.
AAACGACGAUGGGACCUGAUGAAGAUCAAGGCCACAAUCUGCGAGAUAUCGAAGCACAGCGGCUUCAAAUUUACGGAUAGCGAAUCUAAUGGCCUCAUUUUUUUGUUCCUUGCUUGGGCCUAUAUCCUCAGCGCAUUCUUGCUUGAGCAGCAGCACAUUCCCCUGGCCUAUACAGACGCAUAUAAGCAGUGGGGCAAUGGAACUUAUGAAGGCGGUGCCUUCUUCAUUGACCUUGGAGACGCCAGUGAUGAAGAAUAUCGCUGGUGGUCAGCCCUUGUUCAUCCUGGCCAAGGAUGGAGGGCUGCUUAUUCUUCACAGCCGGUGUGGGCUGUAACGCUUGGGGACCAGUUCAAGUUUAUCAUCCUAAACGAACGCAACGUGUUACCGUCGUCCAAUGUCAAUCCUCCCUCCAGCCGGGAGGCACUUGCAUACCUUGCUCGGUUUUGUGCCAGGUUCAAUCUGGAGAGCCAAGUCUCACUUGGACUCGCAAUGGCACUGACCAUUCCACUUCACGAUAAUAUGUCAUCGAAGAUACAAAUACCAGAACCAUACCUUACCAAGAAAAAGGUCGUGUCUGCGUCCUCGUCCAUCAUUGACCAGGAGUUCCGCAACCUGUCUUACUACAUGGUUCUUAGCUCCAACCCUUCUUUCAUUGCCUCGGCCCUUUGGUCUGUCUUUUGGGAGCCUGAAAUUGACUGCAACUUGGCCAGCCCCUGGUGCAACGCAAUCAUUGAUACCAUUAAACCUUUGAUUGACGGCCAUAAGCUUGAGACGCUGGGCCACGUGCUUGCCCAGCGGAGGCCUGGCGUGGCCGCUUUGUGGUAUGGCCUGGUUGCCUGUGGUGCCACAGAUAUCAUCUCAUCCAUCAUUCCCUACCUUGAGACUUUGCACACUGCCCUGCCAGUAAGACAUGUUCCAGAAGUUUCCGUCUGGACUGACACUCCUCAGUCGUUUAUGGAUCUUACUGGAUCUGGCCCUUAUUUGCAAGGGAAUCAGGUCUCCCGCGAGGACUUGUGGCGGCUUCGACACGAGAACUGGAAUGCAUGGAACGGUGGUGUUCACUUCCGUCACCCACCAAACACUCCAUUCCGCCCCUUUGGCUCCAUUGACGCCGAAGAGGUAGAGGUCGCCGUGCGCCCGCACCUAGAGUGCCCGAGACAUGAGUGGAUAUACUCGGGCUUCACUUGGACC